CACGGAAGUAGUCGUGUAAGCGUUACUUAAGCUGUUACAUAUCACUCGUAACUGCAUCUUCUUUAUCUAACACGCCUGUGUAUGUGACUGAAUACAGCUCUCGAUAUUUUCAGCCAUUUUAUGCAUUUUAUCGUUCCACGACGGACAGGUCAAGAUGCUUAAAUCCAUGGGUCAACUGUUUUUUUCCUCUGGACUCCAGAACCCAAAGUUCACUGCUCAACAGAGCAAGGGUGAAGACUAUGAGAUCCGUACUUACCACACAACAAACUGGGUGAGCACAUCUGUUACUGGCAUGGAGCAGGACCCGGCCUUCAACACAGGCUUCAGAAGACUCUUCAAAUACAUUCAGGGCAAUAAUGACAAAAAGUGUAAGGUGGAGAUGACCGCACCAGUGACCUGUAUGAUUGACCCUGGUGCUGGACCUGCUUGUGAAAGCACCUUCACUACCUCCUUCUUCAUCCCUGAGGAACAUCAGGCCGACCCACCCAAACCCACCGACGCAGAUGCUUUCAUAGAGAACCGUAAAGAGUUAACGGUGUUUGUGAGGACGUAUGGAGGCUUUACUAACAGUGAGAGCAGCCGUGAGGAGCUUCUGAAACUGAUGGAGAGCCUCAAGAGGGAUGGGAUGAAAUUCAAAGAGGCCCCGUUCUACAGAGCGGGAUAUGACAGCCCCUUCAAACUGACCAACCGCAGGAAUGAGGUGUGGCUGAUCAAAGAUGAGGAAGAAAAAGCCUAAGGAUCAGAUGGAAGAGGAGAUGAAGAGGAGGUCAAUUGUUUGUUUGAACUUAACAAUAGUUAUGUAGGUGCUUUUGUUUACUAUGUACAUGCAAUUGCCUGAAUGUUUUAUAUGAGAAAUUAACACUUUACUGAUUGUAUAAACAAUAUAUUUUACACCAGCAUUAACACUUUAAAUACCUACAAUUAACAAUGAAAUCAUAUGAAAAGUAUGUUGAAGUAAUUUUUAAUUUUUUUUUAUUAAUUGUUUUUGUCAUUAAUAAUGUAUCAAAGCGCUCAUGUAAUGCUUGUGUAAAGGUGCAAGUAAGACCUGACUGAAUCAAUAACUAUUUUAUUGUUGUGAAAUAUAAAUACAUAAUCUCAUCUGUAUUUUUACCUGUUUAUAUUGCACUAAAUCUUGAAUCUAAAGAUUAACUGGAAAAAUAACAGUGUAUUAAACUGAUGCUAGUUUUUCUGUAUUUUGUAUUUUCUGGUCUUAAAAUAACUGGUACGCAUUGUAACCUUUGGCCCUCUAGUGGUUCAAAAAUAAAACAGCACGAAUCUUGCGGAA
Molecule: messenger RNA, 1285 nt
Organism: Megalobrama amblycephala (Wuchang bream)
Lineage: Eukaryota; Metazoa; Chordata; Actinopteri; Cypriniformes; Xenocyprididae
Gene: hebp2
Product: heme binding protein 2
Exons: 5
Coding region: 155-736 (193 amino acids)
Cellular component (GO): cytoplasm
Source: RefSeq, a predicted model, not a curated record